AGAGUUUUCUGAGGGAUGGCACCCUUCGUUCCCGGAAAAGCCCAUUGGGCCGAAAUAGCUCAGUUUUAUGGCCCACUUUGCUCCACUAACAAUGAGAGUCGACGGGGGACGAUCGGCAAAGAGCAUUACAAGAUGAUGCCCGGCGAAAACACGAUCACCGACAGCCAGAAAGACUCUGCUUCUGUACCGUCUGUUCCAGAUCCAGGCCAUGAUGCCACAGUCGAGUUCGCUGAAGCACAUAGUUUUCGGCACUAUGGCAUUGGCCUAAAGGACCACAAGUUGUUAGCCCAAGCUGUUGAAGAAGCAUAUAUUGGAGUCGAGUGUGGCCAUGGCCGCCCGUUUGGAGCGGUUAUUGUUCAUAAGGAUGAAAUCAUUGUGAGCUGCCACAAUAUGGUUUUGAUAAACAAAGACCCUACUGCACAUGCUGAAAUGAUAGCCAUUAGAGAGGCAUGCAAGAAACUGAACCAAAUUAAGCUAUCGGAAUGCGAGAUUUACGCAUCCUGCGAGCCUUGUCCAAUGUGUUUUGGAGCCAUCCAUCUCUCAAGACUGAAGAAGUUGGUGUAUGGGGCAAAAGCAGAAGCAGCUGUAGCCAUCGGGUUCAAUAGCAUCAUAGCCGAUGGUGUGAGAGGCAUUGGGAGCUACCAUAAGUCUAACCUAGAGAUUAUAAAACUCGAUGCUAGUAUCGCCGAGCAAGUGUUCCAGAAUACAAAGGGGACGUUCAGUUUAUAGUAAGCUCUUUUUUCUUCUUCUUGUCAUCUCUAGAAGGAGAAGAAGAAAAGCAGAAAUGUAUUUGCAAAAUCCUUAUUUUAUUUUUAUUUUUUUUCCUCAAAAUUAACUGAAAAUUUCAAUCACGGUAUCUGUUUGUGUGUGUUUGUUUUGGUCCAUUUAAAAAUGUAUGUAUCAAACUAUCAAUGUGCAUUACUACAUUCUUCUUGAUUCAGAUCCAAUGAGUUGGAACAUAA
This is a messenger RNA of Camelina sativa (false flax), 962 nucleotides long. RefSeq names its product guanosine deaminase. Gene Ontology annotation, biological process: tRNA wobble adenosine to inosine editing; purine nucleoside catabolic process. Lineage: Eukaryota; Viridiplantae; Streptophyta; Magnoliopsida; Brassicales; Brassicaceae. Gene Ontology annotation, molecular function: tRNA-specific adenosine deaminase activity; guanosine deaminase activity; zinc ion binding. The record is from RefSeq and is a predicted model, not a curated record.